AUGUCUUCAGGAACCGUUUAUCCAGAACAGGACAGAUUAGACCGAAAUGUCAUCGUGCCACCUGGAAGCCCCAACUUGAGCGCAAUUGCGGCGACGGCGGCAUCUCUAACCACUGACUCGUACAGCAUCCUUGCCAGCGCGGACCUGACGUCAGCGCUUUCCCUGGCCGAACACGUGGCACGCCUGACCACAACUCCGCACCUCUACGUGCAUCGCAGCAGCGUGGAGAAAGUCGCGGUGUGCGUGCGACAGCUGCUGCCGACGCUCCAUCUGCUGAAAAGCUCCGCCCCUUCGCUUUCAUUCGACCCGCGCUCCGCGUUCGUCCUCCGCCGUCUCGCUUCGGAGCUGAAAGACGUUAUCGCGUUGCUCAAGGCGUGCAAGCUGACUAUACCGGGGAUGUUUUUCAGCCUGGGGCAUCAUCAUAAGGGGCUGGCUCGCAAAGCAGAUGCCUGCGUGACAGAAAUCCGACAUUGUCACACCGUAUGCUCGAUGCUGCUAGGACAGGCUUCUAAUACCACCAAUGCCAAAAUCGCCGCCGACCACCUGCCGCUGUCGACCUCGUUAGUGUCACAGGCGCCACCGCCGACGCCGCAGAAUCACUUCCCGUUACGAACCGUCUCAUGCAGUCACACUAGCGGGUCGAGCAAGGAACCUUCCGCGUUUCUGGAGUCGUACAGCGGGAGCGGUAUCACCGGCGGAAGCGGAAGUUCGGUAUUGUUCCCGGGCGGCGGGGCGGAACAACCCGCGCGGGUGCUGCAGCAGGUGGCGGAAAUGUUCCCCCAGAGCCCCAUGAUCGGCCCCUCCGCCGCUACCUUCUCCGCCAAAGACUCCGCAAGGCCUCCUGGGAUGAUGACGUGGCAGCAGAUGCAGGUGCGCGGGAUCCCCCCGAGGUCGAUUUCCGCCUCCGCCGCGUCCGGGUUUGGCGCGCCACCAGCGGGUGGACUGUACGGGAGAGGCGGGUCCGCGGGUCGGCAACGACCGGGGAUUCUAACGGGGGCGCCGCCGCUGGCGCUCCUUGGGGGGGAGCGCGAUAGCAGCGCGACAGAUGCUGCGGCGUCCGCGGCACUCGCCUUGAUAGGAGCUAACAACGGCGGCGGCGGCGGCGGCGGCGGCGGCGGCGGCGGUGGUGGAGGGAACCGUUUCGCGGGCCCGGGCCGAACCUACACCGUCUCCUCCGCUUCCUCCGGCAGAAUACAGCCGUACUACGGUUCAAUCGCCGUCUCGCCUCGUCCGCUCAGCCCCGCGACCGCCGCCGCCGCCGCCGCUGCCGCCGCGUUCGCCGCGCCGAGGAUGUUCUCCCCGCGGCGCCCCCGCGCGUCGUCCCCGCUGCCGUCUGCUCUCAACCGGUCGAGCAUCUCCGCCGCAGCUGCGGCGAGCGCGAACGUGUGCCGGCUCGUGGACGCACUGGCGGAAGGAUCAGCGGAAGAGAAGCGCGCGGCCCUGGCUUCGCUAAUGGAUGUGACUGUAACGGAUGAAGGGAAGCUACAAGCCGCGGCGGCGGGAGCGGUGCCGGUUCUGUCGGUGCUGCUAUCGCUGCCUGAAGACGACUUCCUAUUGGACGACGAGUCGACGUUACAAGGUUGCGUGGACGACGAUGAUUGGUUCCAAGGAGGGGGUGUGCUUUCCGCCGGGGGAAGCGUAGGGGGGAGCGGAGGUGGGAGCGCGGGUAGCCGGGGAACGGGGAGAACAGGGGGAAGCGGCAGUGGGGAACGGGGAAAACCAGCGGGCAUAAGCUGCGGAAGGGGCGCGGUGGCGGCGUUGCUUCCGCUUCCCCCGCUCCCGCAGCCCCCUCCGCGCGAGUCGCUGAAUCUUCUCGUGGCGCGCGCUUUGGUGCAGCUCUCCGCGCUUCCCGCUAAUUGCCAGGUUAUCGCUAAGGCGGGGUGCGUGCCGUCGCUAAUCGCCAUGCUUCGCGGCGGCAACCCCGAGGCGCAGGGGGUCGCGGUGAACCUGCUGCUGAACCUUGCGACGGGCUGCGACAGCGACGGCGACAGCAAGUCUCCCGCGAUCCUCGCAGGCGAGGCGAUUCCGUCGCUCGUCGCCAUCGUCCAAUCAGCGAGCGAGGCGAAAGUCCGGCGACAGGCGAUGGAGGCCCUCGCACACGUCGUCGCGAAGGCCAAGGAGAACCAAGACGCCGCGGCGAGAGCCGGCGCGAUCCCGAUAUUGACAGAAGCGUUAAGAGAAGGCUCGCUGCUGGUACAGGAAAAGGCGGCAUUCGCGCUGGGCUCGAUCGCGGAGGAUAACGACGAAAAUAAAGUAAUGGUUGCUGGGACGGGAGCCGUGCCGCCGCUGCUAGAUCUCCUCCUUUGCGGGCCGGCAGAUAUCAGCCUGCAGGAGCGCGUUUCACGGCGGGCGGCGUGGGCGUUGUUUGCGCUGAGCUCGCAUCGUUUGUCCGCUUCGUAUAUCGUCGCCUCGGGUGGGUUGGACGUCGUGAAACGAGCGAACGAGGAUGGGCCGUUGGAUACGAAGGAAUGGACGGCGAAGAUCAUCCCGCUUCUGGAGCCAGUGGCGGAGCAGCACCAGCAGGAGCAGCAGCAGGCGGCGUGGCAGCAGAAGUGGACGAAUCAGCGUCGGGGAGGAGCUGACACGGUCCUGCGAAAAUCGUACGAUGACGUGGCAUCGAAUCAGGAGGGGCCAUGUCCGAAGGGGCAUAAAGCGUCCAGGUUAAGUGAACAGGAAUGUAGCCGCCCGGAGGAGUCACAGGAAACGGGCAAGGAGAACAAAGACGGGCAGAGGAGGAAACAGUUACAGGAGGACGAGCGGAUGGAAUUGAAGGAAGACAAGAAUGUGGAAUAUAGAGAGGUGGACUGCGAGGAGCCGGGCACAGGUGGUGAGGAGGAAGCAAUAGAUAAGCCGCGUGCCCGCUGCUGCCAGAGGUGCAUGUGGACGCGGCAGCCAGCAGCAGUCAGCCCGCUCAGUGCUGUGGGGACUCCGGCAAUCCCUGUGGUGAGUGUUUUCUUGAUUCCUCAAGAGGUGGACAGAGGCGGAGUGGCUUUAGCACAACCGCUGCUGCCAGAGGUGCAUGUGGACGCGGCAGCAGCCAGCAGCAGUCAGCCCGCGCAAUGCUGUGGGGACUCCGGCAAUCCCUGUGGUGAGUGUUUUCUUGAUUCCUCAAGAGGUGGACAGAGGCGGAGUGGCAUUAGCACAACCGCUGCUGCCAGAGGUGCAUGUGGACGCGGCAGCAGCCAGCAGCAGUCAGCCCGUGCAAUGCUGUGGGGACUCCGGCAAUCCCUGUGCAUCCCCCCCACAGGAGCCACCAUCUUCCUGUCCCCAGGCACUCACUCCGUCCCUCCCCUCGGUCUGCAACUGGGGGGUCUUCCCCUCACCAUCACCGCCGCUGCUGCUGCUGCUGCUGGCAAAUCUGACCCUUUGCCUCCCCCUCCCGUAAUCAAUUAUUCCCCCAAUGUGACCAUCUCUGGCUCUCGCUUCGAAGGCUGUAAAGCACUUGGCGCCCCCACUGCCGCUGCUGGUGCUGCUGGUACUGCUGGUGCCGGUGCUGCGGGUGCUGCUGGUGCUGCUGGUGCCGGUGGUGGUGCUGCUGAAAUUAUUGGCAAAGGGGGAGGAGCCGUUGCCCUCUACAAUGUUGCCCACGUGGCGGUCUCCGAUUCGUCCGUUCUCGACUGCACCUCCUCGUCCACCAAUGGCGGCGGCCUCGCCAUCGUCUCGUCCAACGCCGCGCUGACAGCUGUCCGCUUCUCGGGCUGCUUCGCGCAGAACCUGGGCGGCGCGGUCUCGUCUUCUCUCUCCAACGUGACUGUAACGAGCUGCGAGUUCCGCGACUCACGCGCCAUGCGGGGAGGAUGCUUCUCGGACGAUUCCUCUCCGCUCGUCUCCAUCUCCUCCUCCUCGUUCCUCCGGUGCAACGCGGAUGUGUCCAAGGAAGGGGAUAUCUACAGCAAGGUGAACGGCGGGGGGGUUGCGCUCAACGCAACUGCCGCUUUCACCGUACGCAACUGCACCUUCUCCCGCUGCCUCGCGGUUAUGGACGGCGGCGGACUCGACUCUCUCGACGCCGGAAACCUACUGUAG
Molecule: messenger RNA, 4026 nt
Organism: Closterium sp. Naga37s-1
Lineage: Eukaryota; Viridiplantae; Streptophyta; Zygnematophyceae; Desmidiales; Closteriaceae
Source: the annotation of a GenBank genome assembly